AGCGGCGGCAAACGUCCCUCAUCUUCCCCUGCUCUGUACACACUCAUCCUCUGUGCCGGACUCUGCUGUCACCAUGCUCGCCUCACGUAAACCUUUCGCUGCUGUCAACGAGAACGGCUCCCCCAUGAAGAACCUGUCGCUGGUCGACAAGGAGAACACGCCGCCAACUCUGAGCAACACCCGCAUCCUGGCCAGUAAGACCGCCCGCAAGAUCUUCCAGGAGGCCGAGACUGACUCGGUUAAAACUAAACAGAACCAGAGCAUUCAGGAUGAGCCCCUCUUAAGGGAUAACCCCAAUCGUUUUGUCAUCUUCCCAAUCCAGUACCAUGAUAUCUGGCAAAUGUACAAGAAGGCAGAAGCUUCCUUCUGGACGGCAGAGGAGGUGGAUCUCUCCAAAGAUCAACAGCACUGGGAAUCCUUGAAGGAUGAGGAGAGGUUCUUUAUUUCUCAUGUGUUGGCCUUCUUUGCUGCCAGUGAUGGCAUUGUGAAUGAGAACCUGGUUGAGAGGUUUAGUAAAGAAGUUCAAGUAACUGAGGCGCGCUGUUUUUAUGGCUUCCAAAUUGCAAUGGAGAACAUUCAUUCAGAGAUGUACAGUCUCCUUAUCGACACUUACAUUAAGGAUUCAAAAGAAAGGGAGUUUCUGUUCAAUGCCAUUGAAACACUGCCCUGUGUAAAAAAGAAGGCAGACUGGGCACUGCGUUGGAUUGGUGACCAGCAAUCAACUUUCGGUGAACGUGUUGUGGCAUUUGCUGCUGUUGAAGGUAUAUUCUUCUCUGGAUCAUUUGCUGCAAUCUUCUGGCUGAAGAAACGUGGACUAAUGCCUGGUCUGACCUUCUCCAAUGAACUUAUCAGUCGUGAUGAGGGUCUUCAUACUGACUUUGCUUGUCUAAUGUUCAAACACCUUAUACACAAGCCGACAGAAGAGCGUGUCCGAGAGCUGAUUGUUGAUGCUGUUGGGAUAGAGCAGGAGUUCUUGACUGACGCAUUACCCGUAAAACUCAUAGGCAUGAAUGGCACUCUGAUGAACCAGUACAUUGAGUUUGUGGCUGAUCGUCUCAUGUUGGAGCUUGGUUUUAGCAAGAUCUUCAAGGCAGAAAAUCCCUUUGACUUCAUGGAGAAUAUCUCCCUAGAAGGAAAGACUAACUUCUUUGAGAAAAAGGUUGCAGAAUACCAGAAGAUGGGGGUGAUGGCAAAGACAGCAGACCAUAAAUUCACUCUUGAUGCUGACUUUUAAACAAACUGAACAUUUCCAGUGCAGUAAGAUGGGGCAUUUUGACUGGUUGUCCUAGUCUGCCUACAGCAGAAUUGGCACCUGUUAGUGACUAUAAGCUCAUGUGUUGUCCUGUGACAGCACAUUUGUAUUUUCACACAUGCUAGUUUACAGAUGUUGGCAUGUGUGAGUGAUAACACUCAUGGGUACAAUGUUGUACAGCUUGGUGUAUGUAUUAUAAAGGGUGCUGUGUACUCUGCAGGGGAAGAGCUGCUUGAUGGCAGUAACUUUUUUUUUUUUUUUUUUUUAGUGUUUUUAUCUUUUUUAGUCUGAACUUGGCACUUUAAAU
This is a messenger RNA of Bufo gargarizans (Asiatic toad), 1559 nucleotides long. RefSeq names its product ribonucleotide reductase regulatory subunit M2 (gene RRM2). Gene Ontology annotation, cellular component: cytosol. Gene Ontology annotation, molecular function: ribonucleoside-diphosphate reductase activity, thioredoxin disulfide as acceptor. The coding region runs from base 74 to 1234 and encodes 386 amino acids. The record is from RefSeq and is a predicted model, not a curated record. Lineage: Eukaryota; Metazoa; Chordata; Amphibia; Anura; Bufonidae. The transcript is spliced from 10 exons. Gene Ontology annotation, biological process: deoxyribonucleotide biosynthetic process.